Messenger RNA from Synchytrium microbalum, 903 nucleotides. RefSeq lists its product as uncharacterized. The record is from RefSeq and is a predicted model, not a curated record. Gene Ontology annotation, molecular function: hydrolase activity. The transcript is spliced from 3 exons. Lineage: Eukaryota; Fungi; Chytridiomycota; Chytridiomycetes; Synchytriales; Synchytriaceae. The coding region runs from base 1 to 903 and encodes 300 amino acids.
AUGGAAGCUAUGCCGCUGGUCUUAUACCUUCAUGGAGGUGGCUUCAUUAUUGGAACUAGGUUCACUCAUCGAGCAUUAACUGCUGGCUUUGCACGAAGAGGUCUGCAAGUGCUAUCAAUUGACUAUCGGCGGAUGCCUGGGCAUGUGUAUCCAGCACAGCUGUCGGAUUCGUACAGUGCCCUUGUUUACGCAUUAAAGGAUUUGAUGAUUCCACAUUCUGAGAUUAUCGUUGCUGGUGAUUCAGCAGGUGGAAAUCUCGCAUAUUCUUUGGCAAUGUAUAUCAGAGACAAUAAGCCAGAAGAUACUCCAGCUGGGCUCAUUCUGAUAACACCAUGGGUUGAUCUUACAAGCUCAUCACCAACAAUAAUACUCGGUGACGAAUUCGACUGGGAUGUUCUUGCUGUUGGAGAUAAACAGCAAAACACCCAACAGAGACUAAUUCGGCAUGUGAAGGACUACUCGGGUAUGACAUCACCAACACACCCUUCCAUAUCUCCUAUAUACGAUACAGGAAACAUCAGCGUCCCCAUAUUCCAGACAGUCGGUACCGUUGACCGUCUGUAUGCCGAAAAUCUCCUACUGUAUCAGAAAAGAAUAGCAGAGUCAGCUGGAUUCCAGCAACAGCUAUAUAUAUUUAAAGAGAAGGUCCACGAUUUUCAGAUGAUUCCAAGUAAAGCUACGACAUUGGCAUUGGACUUACAAGUCCAGUUUGUCAAGGAUGUAAUGUCUGGGAAAGGAACUAAAAGCGGGGCACAUGAGGUUGGAGUGGAUAAUAAGACGAUCACGUCUAUAACAGAUGAAGAUGUACGGAAGAGACUAGCGGGGCUGGUUAAUCGUGCUGAAAUCAAGGAUGGAAUGUAUUUCAUGCCUUUUAGCACAUCCAGCAGUAAAUUAGAACAUUAA